Molecule: messenger RNA, 585 nt
Organism: Colletotrichum aenigma
Lineage: Eukaryota; Fungi; Ascomycota; Sordariomycetes; Glomerellales; Glomerellaceae
Exons: 5
Coding region: 1-585 (194 amino acids)
Molecular function (GO): alkylmercury lyase activity
Source: RefSeq, a predicted model, not a curated record
AUGAACGAAGUUACACGAGACGUUCGGUACCAUGUUUUCCAGUAUUACCUCGCGAACUGCCGUCCGCCAACGACGCAAGAUAUUGCCAAUCCCACGCCCUAUGUUGUGGCUCAAGACGCCCGGUCUUGGUGGACGAACUGCGCCUGGUGCGGCUUCGGCUUGGCUGCGAUGCUGCUGGGUCCCCAUGGCUCCUCCUCAUCCUCCGUCAGCUUGUCCGCCAAAUCCGGCACAGUCGAUGGAGAAAUGAACUUCACGGUCACAAAUAAUGGCAUUGAACUUCGCGGAGACGAAGUGAAUACCGAAAAACGCGGGGUUCACUUCUCCGCACCUCUUAAGACGUGGUGGACCGACGUAAGGUUCGCUUGUGUUACGAUUCACGUUUUCGGCAGCCAGACACAAGCGGCAGAGUGGUGCGAACGAUACGGAUUCAGAUAUGGAGAGGUGAUGAACUUGGACACAAUGUGGAAGCUUUCAAAGGCUUGUUAUGAGAACAAAGCAUCGAAUGAUUACGACAGACUGGAUGCUCAAGAGGUUACCGAUCUCUUCCGAGAAUUGGGGUUGGUAUCCGAAUUUUGGUCUCGAUAA